Messenger RNA from Symbiodinium sp. CCMP2592, 261 nucleotides. NCBI's taxonomy places the organism in Eukaryota, Dinophyceae, Suessiales, Symbiodiniaceae. The record is from the annotation of a GenBank genome assembly.
AUGGUGACUCAAAGGAUCCAUGGCAUCACACACGCCGGGGUUAGACGUCGAUCGCAAGUCUUCUCGGCCCCGGAGCAAGAGCUGGAGCGGUUCUUCUUCCUCCAACAGCUGUGCCUUUGCUCAGAGCUCAACAAGUGGCGCCUGAGUUUUAACAACCAGCGAAGCAUCGAAGAAUAUGGGACGGAGUGUAAGGAUGCAACGCAGAAAGCCAGUGCACAUGGGCAAAGACAGGAGAGAGAGGUCGUCGAGAUCGAUGACUAG